GCUGCAGAGCGACGCAGCCUUUGGUGCAGUCGUCACUCGUGUCUGGGUACCAGCUCCCCGCUGCCCUGCGCACGGCGGGCUGGCAUCGGGCCCGGGGGAAGCGGAGCAGGUAAGGGCCCCGAGGCCCACGCGCUGACGCCUGGGAGGCAGCGGCCAGCCAACCCCAGAGGCCGGUGCACGGGUUCUGCGCAGGGGAUCACCGCGGCGGGUCCCGGUCUGCGGAUCUAAGUGUCAAGUGUUGCGGCGACGCACUUGCAGCGAGAAUCGGGAGGAGGAGGAGACAGCAAGGAUAGGCCCAGGAGCAAUGGCAUCCAAAGAGGAACAAGUGAUGAAAAAUAUCAACAUGGAAAAUGCCAACGAGGAAAAUGAUAAAAAGGAUGAAAAAGAGCAAGUUGCUAAUAAAGGAGAGCCUUUGGCCCUACCUUCGGGAUCCGGUGAAUAUUGUGUACCUGGAGGAAAUGAUAGGCGGUUCCAUGUUAGGCAGCCCAUCCUGCAGUAUAGAUGGGACAUGACUCAGAGGCUUGAAGAGCCACAGGCAAGGAUGAGAGAGGAGAAUAUGGAAAGGAUUGGGGAAGAGAUGAGACAACUCAUGCAAAAGCUGAGGGAAAAGCAGUUGAGUCAUAGUCUGCGGGCAGUUAGCACUGACCCCCCUCACCAUGACCAUUAUGAUGAGUUUUGCCUUAUGCCUUGAAUCCUGAUAUUUUCCCUGAAGUUAGUAGGGAGACACACCUGCUUCCUAAACUUACAUGUUCAUGAUGUACCUUUGUUGUAAACCUGUUGAUGCCACUCAUUUCUGGUGGGUCUCAUAUUACCAGCUUCUAGUUGAAUGUGUUUUUGACCCAGUCUGUAAGAUUCUGUUAGCAGAAGAAUUUUACCUAUUGCAUGGCAAGAUGCUUAUUAUAUACUGUGAAGUUAAUAAAGCAGUUUUAAAAAGCAA
Globicephala melas (long-finned pilot whale) is the source of this 937-nucleotide messenger RNA. Its product is annotated as protein BEX2-like. The record is from RefSeq and is a predicted model, not a curated record. NCBI's taxonomy places the organism in Eukaryota, Metazoa, Chordata, Mammalia, Artiodactyla, Delphinidae. Gene Ontology annotation, biological process: signal transduction. Gene Ontology annotation, cellular component: cytoplasm; nucleus. Gene Ontology annotation, molecular function: signaling receptor binding.